GUUUCACUUCCUCACUUCCGGUCUGCGGGGUUGUUGUAGCAGGAGUUUCUUUGGUUCGGCUGCUCGCUGUUGUGCAAAACAAUCCGCAGGUGUUGUCGGUGCGUCGGCGCUGCGAUGUAUCACCAGUCCGUGCUGAAGAACAGACGCAGCCUCCUCGAGAGGGCGGAGAAGUUCGUCUCGGAGAAUUACUUCACCGACUGCAAUCUGAGAGGACGACUCCACGGAAACUCUCGGCCGCCGGAGUCCCUCGCCUCCUUCUUGACUCCUGAACGGAUCACAUUCACAGAAGCUUCCCAGCAGAACUUUGCACCUCAUCAAGUCGGGGACACCUUUGGACCGACGUGGUGGACCUGCUGGUUUAGGUUAACCCUGAACAUCCCUGAGUCGUGGAGAGGUAACGAGGUUCAUCUCCUGUGGGAAAGUGAUGGGGAAGCGAUGGUGUGGCGAGAUGGACAGCCGGUGCAGGGCCUGACUAAAGAAGGUGAAAAGACAAGUUACAUCCUAUCUACCUGCCUGAAAGACGAGGAGCCACACAGCGUCACCCUUUAUGUAGAGAUGGCCUGUAAUGGGCUUUUUGGAAAUGGCCGAGGGUCCAUGAUUGCGCCUCCAGACCCGAACAGGAAGUUUUCUGUAAAGCGAGCUGAGCUGGUGGUAUUUAACCGCGAUGUGAGGGAGCUGCUGACUGAUUUCGAGAUGCUUAUUGACAUUGUGAAGGAACUGGGAGAGGGAGAGCAGCGAGGCUACCAGGCACUGUUCACUGUGAAUGAGAUGGUCAACCUCUGUGAGCCCUCUGAUCCCGGCUCGUUCUCCAAAGCACACAGUCUGGCUCACAACUUCUUCAGCCAGCGGAACGGGGAAAGCCAGCACACCGUCCACGCAAUGGGUCACUGCCACAUAGACACAGCCUGGCUGUGGCCCUUUGAAGAGACCAUUCGCAAAUGUGGCCGAAGUUGGGUGACGGCGAUCCGUUUAAUGGAGAAGAACCCAGAGUUUGUGUUUGCUUGCUCUCAGGCCCAGCAGUUCCAGUGGAUAAAGAGCUGGUACCCGGGACUCUACUCCCAGAUACAGGAUUACGUGAAGAAAGGCCAGUUCAUUCCAGUUGGAGGAGUGUGGGUGGAAAUGGAUGGAAAUCUGCCCUCUGGAGAGUCCAUGGUCAGGCAGUUCCUGGAGGGACAGCGCUUCUUUGACCAAGAGUUUGGGAUCACUUGCCGAGAGUUCUGGCUUCCAGAUACAUUUGGCUACUCCGCUCAACUUCCUCAAAUAAUGCAGGGUUGUGGCCUUUCCACAUUUUUGACACAGAAGCUGAGCUUUAACCUGGUCAACACCUUUCCUCACCACUCGUUUUUCUGGGAAGGUCUGGAUGGGUCCAAGGUCUUAACACACUUCCCACCAGGAAAUUCCUAUGGAAUGAAUGGCAAGGUCGAAGACCUUUUGAAAACAAUGAAGAAUAACAAAGACAAAGGCAGAGCCAACCACAGCGCAUUGUUGUUUGGUUUUGGUGACGGUGGCGGCGGACCCACACAGCUGAUGUUAGACAGACUGCAAAGGGUCCGGGACACAGAUGGGCUUCCCAAAGUCCAGAUGUCUAGUCCCAACAGGUUUUUCUCUCAGCUUCAGGCUGACUCUGCUCUGCUGUGCACCUGGAGCGGCGAGCUCUUCCUGGAGCUGCACAAUGGCACCUACACCACACAGGCACAGAUUAAACGAGGGAACCGCCAAUGUGAGACACUCCUUCACGAUGUGGAGGUAGCCAGCAGCUUGGCACUGUGUCGGGACGGGAAUUUUAAGUAUCCUGUUGAAAAACUGCAGCAGCUGUGGAGGCUGCUUCUUCUAAACCAGUUCCAUGAUGUGAUCCCUGGCUCCUGUAUAGAGAUGGUUGUGGAGGAAGCACUCCGAUAUUAUGAAGAUAUCCGCAGUGAUGGUACUGCACUGCUGCGUGAGGCGUGUGGAGCCCUGGGGUCAAAAGGAAAGAGCGCUGGUGUUUUCAACUCUUUGCCAUGGGAGCGCAAUGAAGUCAUCCAGACUCAAGAGGGUGCUGGUAAACCUGAUCUUGUGCUGGUGAGAGUUCCCAGUGUCGGUGUAUCUCCUGUCAAAGAUGCAGAGCCUCUGGCUCCAGUCUCUGUCACUGUCCAGGCCGACGGCACUGUCCUCAUGGAGAACGGGAUUUUACAGACGGUCGUAAACAAAGACGGCACUUUGGCAUCGCUGUAUUUGAACAAUGCAAACAGAGAAGCACUCACUGACGGUUGUCAUGGGAACCAGUUUGUGAUAUUUGAUGAUGUCCCCCUGUACUGGGAUGCCUGGGAUGUAAUGGACUAUCAUCUUCAGACAAGGAAGCUGGUGCAGGAGGUGGUGCAGCCCGUUCAUGUGGUGUCCUCAGGUGGACUACGAGGCAGCAUCAGCUUCUCCCUCAGGAUCAGCGAUAAGAGCACCAUCACACAGACCAUUGUCAUGGAUGCCAUGUGUCCUUACAUCAAAUUCAACACAGAGGUGAAGUGGGCAGAGUCACACAAGUUUCUCAAGGUGGAGUUCCCAGUGCGAGUGCACAACCCCAAUGCUACAUACGAGAUCCAAUUUGGCCACCUGCAGAGACCCACACACAGGAACACCUCAUGGGAUUGGGCCAGAUUUGAGGUUUGGGGUCACAGGUGGGCUGACUUGUCAGAGCACAACUUCGGAGUUGCACUGCUGAAUGACUGCAAAUACGGCUAUUCAGUCCACAAGAACACAAUGACACUAUCCCUACUGAGAGCACCCAAGUCUCCGGACGCCAAUGCUGACAUGGGGACUCACCAUUUCACCUAUGCAAUCAUGCCACACUCAGGAUCCUUCCAAGAUGCCUCUGUAAUCCAGUGUGCUUACAACCUCAAUUUCCCUCUGAGGUUAAUCCAGUGUGAUCCUGACACUGUGCCCUGGAGCGCCUUUUCCACCAGCGCUCAAGCCGUCGUCCUGGAAACCAUUAAACAGGCUGAGGACCGGAAGGGGGCACUUAUAGUCCGACUAUUCGAGUCACAUGGGAGCAGCGUGACGGCGACUCUCUGCACCACCCUUCCAGUGAAGGAGGCCUGGCAUUGUGACCUCCUGGAGAGACGGGACCCCACCAAGCCAGCACACAUAACGUCAGGGGGAAUCACUCUGAACUUCAGCCCCUUUCAGAUUGUGUCACUUCUCCUCAUCCUGUGAUUACAAAUUCCCAGGUUGAACAGAUUUGGAAUACUGAUUAAACGUAUGUGGGAUUGAGAAAAACAAAAUGAAUCACUGAUCUGUCGGUCUAAUGAGGACAUUUUUCCUGAUGGUAGAAUCUGUUGCUUGUGUUCUGUUGACAGUCGAUUGGGUCUGUAGAUUGUAGAAUUGUUUGAUAUUCAAUGCAGCACAUCCAUUUGAGAUACACACUGUUGCCAAAAGCCAAAAAAUAAUGUUGUUACUUUGCUUCAAAUCAAGCAAUUGUAGAACUUUUGAAGAAAAAUGUUUUAUUAAAAAAAUGUAAUAGUAUAAAAAACCCAA
Molecule: messenger RNA, 3504 nt
Organism: Scophthalmus maximus (turbot)
Lineage: Eukaryota; Metazoa; Chordata; Actinopteri; Pleuronectiformes; Scophthalmidae
Gene: man2c1
Product: mannosidase, alpha, class 2C, member 1
Exons: 26
Coding region: 115-3183 (1022 amino acids)
Biological process (GO): mannose metabolic process; oligosaccharide catabolic process
Molecular function (GO): carbohydrate binding; alpha-mannosidase activity
Source: RefSeq, a predicted model, not a curated record